UUCAGGUAGCAGCUUGACGCACACACGAUGGGGUGCUUGAAGAAGCUCUUUCUCACCGUCACGCUUGUGGCCACCGUGGGCUGCGCGGCGUUGCUCAUCCUUUGGAUGUGGCUGGGUCUAGAGCUCAUUCCAAAUCAAAUACGCGAUCCGCGGCUAAUCGAAGGCCUAUCGUUUGAUUACAUUAUCGUUGGUGCCGGAACUGCCGGUUGCGUGCUGGCCAAUCGCUUGUCCAGCGAACCCAACGUAUCCGUGCUGCUCAUCGAAGCCGGCGGUACGUUUGGUGCCGCUUCGAUCGUCCCGCUCUUGAGUACCGCUAUGCAAGGCACCAAGUACGAUUGGUCAUUUCGGACCACACCACAAAAGUACUCCUCGUACGGUCUAGGGGACCAGCAACAACUAUUGCCGCGUGGCAAAGGAUUAGGCGGAUCGGGGCAGCUGAACUACAUGCUUCACUUUACUGGCAUACCGAGCGAUUUCGAUCGAUGGGAGCAGCUGGGAGCCAUCGAUUGGAGCUGGGAGGCAAUGAAGCCGUAUCUGGACCAGUUGUGGCAAUGGCGACGUGCCGAAAAGAACGAACCUGCCCAGGACGGUAUGAAUGAGUGUAUGAUGCGGGAGUUAACGUCGGAUGAGCUGUACGAGCCUAAACAGCAUUACACUCCAAUGCUGCCAGAGAGCGACGACGGAGUGUCGAUAACGUUUUGCCAACAAAAACAAGCGCAUCGGAAACCCCGAACCGACGAUGUCGCCCUACACGUGACGGAAGUAAACCCCAACGAGUCACUCCUGGCAAAGGUGUUCACCGAAGCACCGGCUGAGCUCGGCAGGGAUUACGUUUUCGAGCCUGCCAGAUACACGAUUCGUAAUGGCAUCCGUUGGAGCAGCUAUCACGCCCACCUGCGGACCGCCUUUGGCCGUCCGAAUCUCACUAUUCUCACGUCGACCACCGUUGCCAAGGUACUGUUCGACGAGACGACCAAGCAAACCAAGGGCUUAGUGUUGCAAACGAGCGGAUCAGAGUUGUCGCGCCCGGUCGUGGUCAGUGUGCGGCGCGAAGUCAUCCUUAGUGCCGGCGCACUGCAAACACCGCAGCUUCUUAAGCUGUCCGGCAUCGGACCGAAACUGGAGCUUCAGCGGCACGGGAUCGGAGUGGUGCACGAUUCGCCCUCCGUUGGUCUCAACUAUUUCGACCAUCUGAAUCUGCCACUGUUUGUGACGAUCAAUGUGACCGCGAGCGUGACGGUGGACAAAGUUCUGUCGAUCGAUUCGAUCGUACAAUAUCUGCGCCACGGUAAAGGUGUUUUAGCCACGACGGCCAUCGCGGGCAUCGGUGGACAGCGUGGUGGCCGCCAUGGAGUGAUCCUGUUCGGUAUGGGCAGCGUCGACGAGCAGGCCCUGCGCCACGUGUCGAACAUGAAGCAGGAAACGUUCCGGGCAUUUUUCCCGUUUUACCGCAACGCCAGCCAGGAAGGGUUCCUGUUUCUGAGCACCUGCCACCAGCCACGGAGCCGGGGAGCGAUCUUUCUGCGCGAUCGUCACAUCACCAGUGAUCCGUUCUUCAAUCCAAACUAUCUAAAGGAUCGCGCCGACAUCGAGUGUAUGAUGGAGGCGAUCCGUCUCGCUGCCCGGACCGUUGCCACGGACGCGUUCCGCAAGAUUGGGGCCCAACUGCACUGGCCGCGUAUCAAGCGGUGCGCUAACUUUGGCCCGCCGGAAGGCGAUUCCGGAGUGGCACCCUCGGAUCGGUAUCUGGAAUGUAUUUUGAGGACGUCGGCCCUCACGGGGCACCACCCGGGAGGAACGGCUGCCAUUGGGCGCUCUUCGGAGGCGGUCGUGGACAAUCAGCUACGGGUCAACGGGGUGAAAGGGUUGCGCGUCGUUGAUGCAAGUGUAUUUCCGUCGCCCGUAUCCGGAACACCCAACUCGGUCGUAAUAGCCGUCGCUGAGAGAGCAAGUGCUUUAAUACGGGCGGGUAACAACUGAUCAUCCAU
Messenger RNA from Anopheles cruzii, 1988 nucleotides. It is a transcript of the gene ninaG, whose product is annotated as neither inactivation nor afterpotential protein G. The record is from RefSeq and is a predicted model, not a curated record. NCBI's taxonomy places the organism in Eukaryota, Metazoa, Arthropoda, Insecta, Diptera, Culicidae. The coding region runs from base 28 to 1980 and encodes 650 amino acids. Gene Ontology annotation, molecular function: flavin adenine dinucleotide binding; oxidoreductase activity, acting on CH-OH group of donors. The transcript has 5 exons.